AUGGAGAAGGUACUAGAACGCUACGAGAGGUACUCUUACGCGGAGAGGCAGCUGAAAGUUCCUGAUUUCCAUGUUAAUACGAACUGGUCAAUGGAGUAUAGCCGGCUGAAGGAUAAAAUUGAGCUUUUGGAGAGGAACCAAAGGCAUUAUCUUGGGGAAGAUUUGGAAUCAAUAAGCCUAAAGGAGCUCCAGAAUCUGGAGCAGCAUCUUGACACUGCUCUUAAGCACAUUCGCUCCAGAAAAGAGAAGGAGAUACAGGAAGAAAACAGCAUGCUUGCCAAACAGAUAAAGGAGAGGGAAGGUAUCCUAAAGACACAUCAAAAUCAAUGGGAGCAGCAAACCCGUAGCGACCAUAUACCGUCCCAGCAGCAACUGCAGUUGCAUCCUUACAUGACCUCUCAUCAGACAGCUCAUUUCCUAAACAUGGGUGGUCUGUGCGAAGGACAAGAUCCAACGGCGGUGAGGAGGAACAAUCUCGAUCUGACACUUGAACCCAUUUACAACUGCAACCUUGGAUGCUUCGCCACAUGA
Messenger RNA from Microthlaspi erraticum, 531 nucleotides. Lineage: Eukaryota; Viridiplantae; Streptophyta; Magnoliopsida; Brassicales; Brassicaceae. The record is from the annotation of a GenBank genome assembly.